Messenger RNA from Neltuma alba, 708 nucleotides. RefSeq names its product putative phytosulfokines 6. The record is from RefSeq and is a predicted model, not a curated record. Gene Ontology annotation, cellular component: extracellular region. Gene Ontology annotation, biological process: cell population proliferation. NCBI's taxonomy places the organism in Eukaryota, Viridiplantae, Streptophyta, Magnoliopsida, Fabales, Fabaceae. The transcript is spliced from 3 exons. Gene Ontology annotation, molecular function: growth factor activity. The coding region runs from base 230 to 526 and encodes 98 amino acids.
GCUUGUAUUCUCAUCUGAGUUGACCAAAGCAUACGUUAAAAUUAGUAGGCCCCAAUGGAACUAGUAACUUCCUUUUUUUUUUUUUUCCUUCCCCCAAUCAGAGCCUCCUCGUGACUGUCUCCUCUGCUCCUUUAUUUAACCCCUUUCUUCCACCUCCUUUUCAGACUCAUAUCUUUGCUACUUUCUAUCACUUCCGCUCUGUCUCGCUCUAACCUGGCAAGAGCCGAUAAUGAAGAAAACAGGCCUUCGUGUGUUCUUCUGCUUCCUUCUCUCUCUUCUGCUUCUCUUUCAUUUCUCAGCAUCUGCUCGUCUUAUUCGACCCAGUCGAGAUGAAAAGGAAGGGAAGGCCAUCGAUGUCACUAAUGCCGCCUCAACCACCGAGCUCAAAUUUGAUGUCGAACUAGUGGAAUCAGAUCAGUGUGAUGAGGAGGAUGAAGAAUGCAGUGAGAGGAGGAGGAUUGCGGAGGCCCACUUGGAUUACAUUUACACCCAGCAUCACAAGCCUGCCUAUAAGCACAAACCUUAGCUCUAAAAUUCCCAGUUCUGUUAACUUGAGACGAGUCCCAAUACGGCCACGAAAUAUCUUACAUUUGUUUUUUGGGCCCAUGUAUCAUAUGAGGAUGAAAUGUCCAAGCCGUAUUUAUGAUCUGUCUGUUUCCGAGCUUCAAAUUUGUGAUAAAACUUGAUGAGAGCGGUUAAGCGGAGCCC